Messenger RNA from Syngnathus typhle (broad-nosed pipefish), 2422 nucleotides. RefSeq names its product nectin cell adhesion molecule 1a (gene nectin1a). The transcript is spliced from 10 exons. Gene Ontology annotation, cellular component: adherens junction. Gene Ontology annotation, biological process: heterophilic cell-cell adhesion; protein localization to cell junction; homophilic cell-cell adhesion. The record is from RefSeq and is a predicted model, not a curated record. The coding region runs from base 365 to 1873 and encodes 502 amino acids. Lineage: Eukaryota; Metazoa; Chordata; Actinopteri; Syngnathiformes; Syngnathidae.
UUCUCGGAGGGGGGGCUGACUGCAUGAUGGUGACCUGUCCUGUCCGCCCCCCUGGGCAGUGACAGAUAGCUGUCGGUGGGGACUGGGGGAAGGCUAUGUGAGAAAUAAUCUGGCCACGCGUUAAGCUUCUUUAUCCCCGCCGAGCCAAGCCGACUGCUGCGCCUCCGGUUCACGGACAAAUCACAACACGAGCGGGAGGCAAUCAAAUCUCAUGGUGGGAAUUUAACAAAUUUCCAUCUUCGGAGGUCUUUGCAAAGGAGCCUUGACUGGAGAGUCAGAAGCAGAAAAAGUCGCUGCUGAGGCAGACCAUAAAGUCCAUACAGGGAACUAAACCAAGAGGGAAACUGGCAAAGUUGUUUUGGGCAUGGAACAUAAGAAACUUUGGAUAUUCUUGAUAACUAUUUACAUCUUGACAGGAGUGAAUGGGCAAAGUGUAGAAAUGGAUGAUGGGAAGUCGGGCUACCUGGGUUCCAAAGUGGAUCUCCGAUGUCGCUUCAUCAACAGCUCGCCGCCUGUCAAAAUCUCACAGGUGACAUGGCAGAAACUGGUAAACGGCACCAAGCAGAACAUGGCCAUCGCUAACCCGUCCCUCGGGGUAUCCGUGGCCCCGCCCUACAAGGACCGUGUCACCUUCAAGAACGCCGCCGUGAGGCGUCGAACUCCCAACCUAGAAGACACCACCAUCACCUUCUCCUCAUUGCGUAUGUCUGACGAAGCCACCUACAUUUGUGAAUACACCACCUUCCCUGCGGGCAACAGGGAGAACAAGGUCAACCUGACUGUAUAUGUUCGUCCGACCACCCAAAUGAGUCUGUCCACGCCCACAUUGGUGGCUCGUGCAUCCAACCUAAAGACGCCGGUGGCGACGUGCGUCUCUGCCAAUGGAAAACCACCCGGUGUCAUCAAGUGGGAGACGAGGGUGCCGGGUGAGGUGACCACCCGCGAGUACAGAAACUCGGACGGCACCUUCACAAUUCAGAGCGACUACAUUCUGGUGCCCAUUAGGGAAACACACAAGGAGACCCUCACUUGUGUCACCUCCUACAACGAGGAAGUAUUCACGGACAGCGUCACCCUCGAUAUUCAGUACGAACCCGAUGUCAUGGUGGACGGCUACGAUGGAAACUGGUACCUGAACAGAGAGAACGUUCAACUGAGCUGCCAAGCUGACGCCAACCCGGCCGUCUCCCUCUACCAGUGGAAGCUGAUCAACGGCUCCAUGCCGAGCAGCGCUGAGAUAAGAGACAACGUUUUAAUAUUUAAAGGACCCGUUACAUACGAUUUGCAGGGUACUUACGUUUGCGAUGCCACGAACAGCAUCGGGACCCGAUCGGGCUUCGUGGAGGUCAGCGUUAUAGAUAAACCGCUACCGCAGAUAGCAACGCGUGAUGUCAUUAGCGUGGUGGCCUUAUUGUUAGCAGCGGGCGUGCUGAUGGGAAUCACCAUAACGGUGCUGGUCCUCAAGAUCAGAAGUAGGAAGGAUGAUACCUCAGACGACUCUCCAUCGAGGAAACUGUCCCAGCCGAUACGUAAAAGACCCGCGGAAGAUAUUCAGCAUUCAGGGCGUUUCUACGAGGAACUUCCUAACACAGCGGACUACGUGAGCUACAGACUUGCAUGUAAUAAGGAGGACUACCCAGAGCCCUACUCCCCCCCCAUUAACCCACCGCUGUCCUUCCUGCCCCAACAUCCCUACCACUCUCCACACGCUACCAACACGACUACGGGCAGCAGCAGCACCAGCUCGUCCAAGAACACAUUUUCUCCACCUUCGCACUCCUCCGCUAUUUUUAAGUACCCCUCAGUGCCGGGCCUGUCCCCCCCUCCCCCGGGGGUUGGGCCGUAUACGUUCCCCAAAGAGCAGUACGUCUGAACCGGAUCUCAAACAGAACGACAAACUUUUCCCUUGAGGAGGAUGGAAAACUCGAUUUGGACUACAAGGCGUCUGCUACACUUGGGGGGAAGCGAUGCAGCUUUCGGACUUUUUAUUUGGCAACACAUUUUCUUCCCUUGUGAUCCAUAUUUUAUUUAAUUAUCUGUUUUUUUAAGGGAAUAUUCUCUCAGACAAAUUAUUUAUUUUAUACCUGUCCAUGACGGAAUCUUUUAAUCUGGCUAACCAGUUUACCAUCCUCUUCUUUUUGUAAGAAAAGAAAAAAAAACACAUAUGGAAAUAAAGUCAAAUAAAUAUGUUUCAUAAUUUAAUAAUCACUGUCUCGAUCCUGCACUGUAAACACUGUUCCCUGAUACCUCACCUUUAUUUCCUGAUUUAUUGUGUUUGUAUUUUGACAUUUUUAUCGACAGAGAUUUCUCUCUUUUUUUGACAUUUAUAGAAAAAAAUGUGUGUUUAUGUGUUUUAGUAUUCAUUGACACUGGUUGUUGGAUGAAUUUGGAAUAUUUCAAUAAAAAAUGAGCAAGAGGCUGA